AUGGCAGGUCAAAGUGCAUGGAAUGUAGUGCGUCUGCUUCGCAAGCUGGCAGAUCAAGGCCAGGCAAUUCUUUGCACCAUCCAUCAACCCAGUGCUCUGCUCUUCGAAUCAUUCGACCGACUACUUCUGCUCGAGCGGGGCGGAGAGACCGUGUAUUUUGGCGACAUCGGCAAAGACUCGCACGUCAUCCGCAACUACUUUGCUGCCAACGGCGCAUUCUGCCCGGCGAACGUCAACCCGGCCGAAUACAUGCUUGAGGCCAUUGGUGCUGGUACAACUCCGCGAGUUGGCGACCGCGACUGGAAAGACAUCUGGCUCGACUCACCGGAAUGCGAAAGCCUGCGAUCCAAAAUCGCACAGAUCAACAAUGAGGCGUUGACCAGGCCUGUGGCAGAGAAGACCAAGCUGAGCACCUAUGCGACCCCCUUCAUGUACCAACUGCGUACCGUCACUGCUCGCAAUUACCUUGCGCUCUGGCGAUCGCCAGACUACCUCUUCUCGCGGUUGUUUGUCUGCAGCUUCAUUUCGUUCUUCGUGUCGCUGUCGUUCUUGCAACUGGGCAUCAGUCUCCGGGAUCUCCAGUUCCGCGUGUUCUCGCUGUUCUGGGUCACUAUUCUUCCCGCUAUCAUCAUGGCUCAAAUUGAACCUAUGUUCAUCUCCAAUCGCCGGACUUUCAUCCGAGAGGCGUCAAGUCGCAUCUACUCCCCUUACGUGUUUGCUAUUGCUCAAACAUUGAGUGAGAUCCCUGGCUCCAUUGUUUGCGCUAUCGUAUACUGGGUCCUCAUGGUCUACCCAAUGCACUUUGGGCAAGGCGCUGCCGGGCUCAACGGCACCGGCUUCCAGCUGCUGAUGACGCUGACGAUGAUGAUUUUCGGUGUUACCCUGGGCCAGCUAAUCGGCGCCAUCAGCCCUAGCGUCCAAGUCGCGGCGCUGUACAAUCCUUUCCUGACUCUGGUCCUCGGAACAUUCUGUGGUGUUACGCUCCCGCAUGUGAACAACGGGUUCUGGUGGACAUGGCUGUACCAGCUUGUGCCGUACACGCGGACCAUCGCCGCGAUGGUGUCCACGGAGCUUUUCGGCCUGAAAGUGCGGUGCAAGAGCGUGGCUGCUCUUUUAGCGGGGUCGUUUGCAAGGCUGGGUUUGGCCGCCCCCGCUGAUCAAUGGCUUGUUUCCAUCCACAAAAGGCCUUUUUCGUUGCCGAACUACUUGCGCCGCAGAUUCGGGAUCGUCCUAGUAGCCACUGGUACUCAUUUGAACCCUCCUAUCACUGGGGACAAGAACACUUUGUUGACUAAAUUUCAAAACUUCCACCCACGACUGACGCGCGCAGAUUUUGCCGCCGGAGGGAUAAGUAACGCCUCGGGCUUGAACGCGGCGUUGAAUGAAAGGGAGCGGGUGUGCGCACAUCUUGGACGUUCGAUCGUAUAUAUCGCGGUAUGUGCUCUUUCUUCUCUUGGCUUAUUGACUACUGCUUACAACCGAAUUAUGGCAGGUCAAAGUGCAUGGAAUGUAGUGCGUCUGCUUCGCAAGCUGGCAGAUCAAGGCCAGGCAAUUCUUUGCACCAUCCAUCAACCCAGUGCUCUGCUCUUCGAAUCAUUCGACCGACUACUUCUGCUCGAGCGAGGCGGAGAGACCGUGUAUUUCGGCGACAUCGGCAAAGACUCGCACGUCAUCCGCAACUACUUUGCUGCCAACGGCGCAUUCUGCCCAGCCAACGUCAACCCGGCCGAAUACAUGCUUGAGGCCAUUGGUGCUGGUACAACUCCGCGAGUUGGCGACCGCGACUGGAAAGACAUCUGGCUCGACUCACCGGAAUGUGAAAGCCUGCGAUCCAAAAUCGCACAGAUCAACAAUGAGGCGUUGACCAGGCCUGUGGCAGAGAAGACCAAGCUGAGCACCUAUGCGACCCCCUUCAUGUACCAACUGCGUACCGUCACUGCUCGCAAUUACCUUGCACUCUGGCGAUCGCCAGACUACCUCUUCUCGCGGUUGUUUGUCUGCAGCUUCAUUUCGUUCUUUGUGUCGCUGUCGUUUUUGCAACUGGGCAUCAGUCUCCGGGAUCUCCAGUUCCGCGUGUUCUCGCUGUUUUGGGUCACUAUUCUUCCCGCUAUCAUCAUGGCUCAAAUUGAACCUAUGUUCAUCUCCAAUCGCCGGACUUUCAUCCGAGAGGCGUCAAGUCGCAUCUACUCCCCCUACGUCUUUGCUAUCGCUCAAACAUUGAGUGAGAUCCCUGGCUCCAUUGUUUGCGCUAUCGUAUACUGGGUCCUCAUGGUCUACCCAAUGCACUUUGGGCAAGGCGCUGCCGGGCUCAACGGCACCGGCUUCCAGCUGCUGAUGACUCUGACGAUGAUGAUUUUCGGUGUUACCCUGGGCCAGCUAAUCGGCGCCAUCAGCCCUAGCGUCCAAGUCGCGGCGCUGUACAAUCCUUUCUUGACUCUGGUCCUCGGAACAUUCUGUGGUGUUACGCUCCCGCAUGUGAACAACGGGUUCUGGUGGACAUGGCUGUACCAGCUUGUGCCGUACACGCGGACCAUCGCGGCGAUGGUGUCCACGGAGCUUUUCGGCCUGAAAGUGCGGUGCAAGAGCGACGAGUUUGCGACGUUCAACCCCCCGACCAACAUGACCUGCGGCCAGUGGGGCCAGGCCUUUGUCAACAUAACGGGCGGGUACAUCGACAACCUGGACGCGACGUCCAACUGCAAGUACUGCUCGUACGCGGUCGGGGACGAGUUCUACACCCCGCUGGGCAUCAGCUUCUCUGAGCGCUGGCGCGACUUUGGGAUCUUCCUUGCUUAUAUUGCUUUCAACAUGGCUGCGACAGUCAUUGCAUCGAGAUAUCUCCGCUACGCCAAACGCUGA
Messenger RNA from Mycena indigotica, 2859 nucleotides. RefSeq names its product Pleiotropic drug resistance ABC transporter protein. The record is from RefSeq and is a predicted model, not a curated record. Lineage: Eukaryota; Fungi; Basidiomycota; Agaricomycetes; Agaricales; Mycenaceae. The transcript is spliced from 21 exons. The coding region runs from base 1 to 2859 and encodes 952 amino acids. Gene Ontology annotation, molecular function: ABC-type transporter activity. Gene Ontology annotation, cellular component: membrane.